Alternaria ventricosa is the source of this 2376-nucleotide messenger RNA. RefSeq lists its product as uncharacterized. The record is from RefSeq and is a predicted model, not a curated record. Lineage: Eukaryota; Fungi; Ascomycota; Dothideomycetes; Pleosporales; Pleosporaceae. Gene Ontology annotation, cellular component: nucleus. The coding region runs from base 1 to 2376 and encodes 791 amino acids. Gene Ontology annotation, molecular function: DNA binding; DNA-binding transcription factor activity, RNA polymerase II-specific; zinc ion binding. Gene Ontology annotation, biological process: DNA-templated transcription; regulation of DNA-templated transcription. The transcript is spliced from 5 exons.
AUGGACGCCAGCACAACCCACCAGCAGGCGGCAAGUCCAAACGGCACUGCGAAGCUCUCCAACCACUCUCCUGGCGAUGCGCAAGACUGGAGUGGUGAUGAACGCUCCAGCGACGAAGAAGCCCACGACAGAAGCCAAAGCGGCACGUCCAACAAGCGGAAGCGGCCGCUUUCUGUGAGUUGUGAGACAUGCAAGCAGCGAAAAGUCAAAUGCGACAGAGGCGCGCCUGCUUGUUCCUGGUGCUUGAAGAACCACUCAGCAUGCGUCUACCUUCCGCGCAAGAAGCCCGGCCUGCGCGCUGGCUAUGGACGAGAGCUCGAGUCGAGACUUGACAAGCUCGAAGCGCUCCUCGUCCAGCAGCAAUCGCAAAUCAACCAUCUCUCCAGCACCCAAGUCGCCACGUCCGGCCCGUCACCGCAAGAGGUAGCCGCGUUCCGAAGCCCGCCCGUCAUCCAAACCCCCCAUAUACCGCGUCCCGAAACGGCCCUCUUCAUCCAGAAGCCCACGUUCCCUUCGCAAAGCGCAAUACAGAACCAAUAUGGCAACGGCGUCACGGACAAUAGACCCACCCCCUCGGUCACGGGGAAUGGCUACCAGUCCGAGGAUGUGAGCAUGAGCGGUGGCUUGUCCAGAGAUGGCUACACACCAUACAAUGAGCAAUACCAGCCGGCCAUAUCGAGGAAUCUCGGCCAUGCGGAUGCCGACUUUCCACCGUACGACCUUCUGUAUGGCCUCGUCGAUCUUUUCUUCAAGCACAUCAACACCUGGUGCCCCAUCCUCCACCGCCAGAGCACGCUGAACUCGCUUUUCGGAGACGCGACGCUAGAAGAGGCGGAUCGAAUCAUACUACACGCAGUUGUCGCGACAACUGUCAAGUUCUCUACCGACCAGCGCUUGACUGCCGAAAAGCGCACGCGCUACCAUAAGAACUCCAAAGAGAAGGUCCUGCUGUAUGGCAUCGAGAACAGCUCUGUAAAGUCGUUGCAGGCGCUUGUGAUCCUCGCUCUGGACGUUGUUGGCUGCUCCAAUGGCCCUCCCGGCUGGAACCUUUUGGCUCUUAUCACGCGCUCAGUCGUCCAGCUAGGAUUGUCUGUCGAGAGCUACUCACCGAGCGUCGCUCCACAAUUUGCGUCAAUAUACACCUUGCGCGCCAUGACGCUGCCUGAGCCCAAGGACUGGAUCGAAGAAGAGAGCCGACGCCGCCUUUUCUGGAUGAUCUACGUCCUAGACCGAUACGCGACCGUUGCCACGGCUUUCGAAUUCGCUCUCGACGAAAAGGAGAUCGACCGUCGGUUGCCGUGUCGCGACGACAUGUAUGCGCGCAACGUGCCCGUCGAGACGCGAUGGUUCCACACCUCCACACGAUCUGACUACAGCAUGAACAGACCAGAAAACCUGGGCUCUUUCUCAUACUACGUCGAGAUUCUGGGGAUCCUCACACGCAUUCACAAAUUCCUCAAGAAGCCUGUAGACAUCACAUCGUUGUCCGACGUCGAGAACUGGCAAAGUGAGUAUCGUGAGCUUGACAAUGCCAUCGAGCAAUGGAAGUAUAAUCUUCCGCAAGAGUUCGGCAACUCCGCGAGAUUGUUCGCAAAGCCGGGUAUGGGACAAAAUUUGGACAGUGGUCUGGUGAUGCUCCACGCGGCCUUCCACACCACUGUCAUUCGUCUUCACUCAUCCGCGGCGUACCCUACCCAUCGAUCGCCCAUCUUCACACCGUCCUUCAGCGCUAGCCAGCGAUGUCUUAGUGCCGUUGAAAACAUCACAGCCCUGUGUGCUACCGUACGCGACAACGGCUUGCUGAGCAAACUUGGCCCGCCCUUCGCAUUCUCGCUCUGGGUAGCUGCACGUGUUCUCUUGGUCCACGGAUCCACCAUCGAUCACCGAGUCGACCAAUCCAUCAACCUCCUGGUCAGCACACUCCAGGAUAUGGGUCAGUACUGGGAAGUGGGCACGCGCUAUGCAAGUCUUCUUUCACGCGUACUUUCUGAAUACCAAGAGAGCCAGGAGACUCCCGCUGGUGCGAAUGGUGAACGCGUGACACCCUCAACUGUCAAAAUCCUCGCCGAUAUGCGACGAUGUGCAUUCGACCUAGACUUCCUCAUAUCUCGCCAACCCAAGCUCAGCAACAAACAAAAUCUGAAGAUACCAUCAGUAACUCCAGCUCGAACACCGGCGGCAAACGAGCUAGAGUAUCUCGAUGUGUUCGACUUCUUCAACAUGCCUCGACUCCCUGUGUCGAUAGACGGAGCCAUGAGUUACCCUGCGCCAGACGGCAACAUACAGUUACCGGACGGCGGGUUUGGAAACGAGUCGAAUAUUACCAACUAUAUGGUCGAUGCGAGCUCAGAUUGGUUUAUGAAGCAGUCGGCAUAA